GUGAAAUUUUACAUCGAGCGAUCUUGAACUCUUGCGGUGCGUUUGUUCAUAAAGAUUGUAAAAGGCAGUCAUGGCUGUGAAAGAGUGGUUUAGAAGACUUCAACCGAUGCAAUUGUACCUCGUGCUAUUCUUCACUACGGCUUUUUUUUUGGUCGAGAUCGUUGCUAGUCAUAUAACGCAUUCAUUGACGCUCCUUCUCAAUGCUUAUCACAUGCUCUGCAAUAUCGUAGCACUUGUCGGUUGUAUUGCUUCGAUCAAGUAUAGUUAUCGGGAAAGGUACAGCAACAACAGUAACUGCAAUUCACUAGGUAAUUCGUCCAUUUGUAUUAACGGUGAGGAUCAGGGUUCUGUUACGUCUUUAUCAACAAAGACGAAGGAAUCAUGGUCGGACAGAAGAAUGAAAAACACGUUUGGAUGGGCUAGAAUCGACAUUGUUACGAUGCUCGUUUGCUGCAUUUUCCUCACUUCUUUCUGUUUCUCUUUGCUCAUGGAAGCAUUACAGACAUUGGUGCAUAUCGAUCAUCUAGAUGAAAUGCAUCACCCACUGCCAGUAUUGUGUAUCGGUGUUUCCGGAAUACUUCUAAAUGCCUUCUGCUACCUUUUAAUUGGGGGAUUCACUUUUAAUCAGGGCAUCUUUUUACAUGUCACAAAAAGCGGUGACGUAAUAUUACGCAGAAAUGUGAGUUUAGAAGAAACAAAGGAUGGUGAGGAACAACUAUCUGCAGAGACUAGGCGAAGUCCGUUGGCGAUACCAAAAAGUGAAGGUUUAAGAGAAAUUUAUCGAGAUAUUCUCGGGUGUGUUUUCGUCAUAUUGGUAUCAAUUUUAGUUUAUUUCACCGAAUCUGAUGUAGCCAAAUACGUUGAUCCAGUCUUCGCAAUUGUUUCAUCAAUUUUGCUAUUUGUUCUCUGUUAUCCUUACAUGAAAGAAUCAGGCUUGAUUUUACUGCAAACAAUUCCGAAUCAUAUCAAUAUUGAUUGUCUCAAAAGAAAACUGUUGGUAGCUUUUCCGGGUAUCGUAAAUGUUCAUGACUUACAUGUAUGGCAAUUAGCAAAACAUCAAGCUAUUUGUACGGUCCAUAUUGUGUUCUUGAAUCCAAUGGUUUAUGCUAGCAUUACAGAACAAGUUACUGCCUUUUUUGUCGAAAUGGGUAUUACGCAGGUCACUAUACAGCCAGAAUUCCAUAAAAUGAAACCGAAUACGGAGAAAACCGAUUGCCUUAUUACAUGUCAUGGGGAACACUGCAGUUCUUCUCAAUGUUGCUCGCGAGAAAGCUUUUUGGAGGACGCAUGCAAGUCAGUGAAAAAUGUGCACACCAUCAACAGGAAACCCGAUAAAAAAGAGAGGAUACCAACUGCAUAUGUGAUUAGUUUGAAAAAGUUUACUAUUAAUGAGGAAGAAACCCUAGAACGGACUGUAAACGAUCCAAAAGCAGAAAAAUCUGUACCUAAGUCAACAAACGAAAACGCAUGUCACUCGAACGAUAAACAAAUACAAAGCAUUGUAAAUGGAAAUUCUGAAGAUUGUGCGAUAAAUCUAACCGAUCGAGUAUCUACAAAUGUUGAUACCGAUCGAAUAUCUGUAACUACUGAUAGCAAUCUAGACCACAGCGUCGUAUCUUAAACUACUUAUUGUUCAGAGACAGUUAAUUGUUUCAAUCUAAUUUUUUAAAUCUUGGCAUUGUCUUACCUGAAAGAGAUUAUACGUGACGUUCAAUGGAC
This is a messenger RNA of Cyphomyrmex costatus, 1719 nucleotides long. It is a transcript of the gene ZnT77C, whose product is annotated as Zinc transporter 77C. Gene Ontology annotation, cellular component: membrane. The record is from RefSeq and is a predicted model, not a curated record. The coding region runs from base 71 to 1621 and encodes 516 amino acids. The transcript has 8 exons. Lineage: Eukaryota; Metazoa; Arthropoda; Insecta; Hymenoptera; Formicidae. Gene Ontology annotation, molecular function: zinc ion transmembrane transporter activity. Gene Ontology annotation, biological process: detoxification of zinc ion; zinc ion transmembrane transport; intracellular zinc ion homeostasis.